Gavialis gangeticus (Gharial) is the source of this 1866-nucleotide messenger RNA. RefSeq names its product BARX homeobox 2 (gene BARX2). Gene Ontology annotation, biological process: regulation of transcription by RNA polymerase II. NCBI's taxonomy places the organism in Eukaryota, Metazoa, Chordata, Crocodylia, Gavialidae. Gene Ontology annotation, cellular component: nucleus. Gene Ontology annotation, molecular function: DNA-binding transcription factor activity, RNA polymerase II-specific; RNA polymerase II transcription regulatory region sequence-specific DNA binding. The coding region runs from base 41 to 862 and encodes 273 amino acids. The record is from RefSeq and is a predicted model, not a curated record. The transcript is spliced from 5 exons.
CCGGGCCGGGCCGGGCCGGGCCGGGCCGGGCGGCGGCACCAUGCACUGCCACGCCGAGCUGCGGCUCAGCGCCCCCGGGCAGCUCAAGGCAGCCAGGCGGCGCUACAAGACUUUCAUGAUCGACGAGAUCCUGUCCAAGGAGACCUGCGACUACUUCGAGAAACUUUCCCUCUACUCCGUCUGCCCGUCGCUCCUCGUCCGGCCCAAGCCGCUGCACUCCUGCACGGGGUCCCCUUCUGUGAGGGCAUAUCCUCUCAUCUCCAUCAUCACCAGGCAGCCCUCUGUGGUUUCCCAUAUCAUCCCCGCAGCCACCAGCUCUCGGGUGCUGUCACCUCAGUCCUCCUCAGUAGGUGCCAGCUCAGAGACGCCAGUCAGCGAAACCCCUGCCAGCAGUGAGUCAGAAGCAGAACAGCCUACGGCACGGUCGAAGAAGCCCCGUCGCAGCCGGACCAUCUUCACAGAACUGCAGCUGAUGGGGCUGGAGAAGAAAUUCCAGAAGCAGAAGUAUCUGUCUACUCCAGACAGGCUGGACCUCGCUCAGUCACUGGGGCUGACUCAGCUCCAGGUGAAGACGUGGUACCAGAACCGCAGGAUGAAGUGGAAGAAAAUGGUACUAAAAGGUGGGCAGGAAGCUCCAACGAAGCCCAAAGGCCGCCCAAAAAAGAACUCCAUCCCCAGCUCAGAGGAGAUUGAAGCUGAGGAGAAGAUGAACAGCCAAGCUCAGCAGGAAGCACUGGAGGCAUCUCAGGUACCGGAGGAGCCUGAAUCAACAGAGGAGAAACAGGAUGUCUCCUCCGAGAUGGGGAAGUCUCUAGAGCACACACCAGAGACCUCCCCCGAAGACCUAGGGCCAUCCAGCUAAAGAGGAAAGAGGAGCAAUGGAGGGAAAAAGAAACAGUGAAACCAAAUGCAUAUGACCUUGUGUGUAAGUCAGAAGCUGGUGCACUUUGUGCCUUUGGGAACCAACCAACAUGGGCCACUGUGGAACAAAGAAAUCCAGUGCACAUGGUGAUGAUCCUUCCCUUCCAGCAGUGUGUAUAUGCCCUCCCUGCAGAUAAUCAGUGGAGCCUGAGUACUUUUAGAGCUAUCCUCCAAAGGAAACUGUGUCUAGAAACCUGAGACAGUCUGAAGAGACAGGAGAAGCCCAGGGCCUCUUUCCUGCUCUGGGAGGUGGUUAGGUAGUGAUAUGACUGUGUUGGAGGGUGCAGUGUGUUCGCUUGAUCUUAUCCUCGCCUUUUAAAGUAGAGAAAAUGGACAAAAUACUUAGCUUGGCCUCAGGACAGUGACUGCCAAGAAAAAGGGGGACUUUUAAAGCACGAUUUUCUCAUUUAACCAGCAUCUGUUUCUCUUAGGGAUGGGCCCAAGUUAAACAUUUUUGGAGAGAAUGCAGAGAAACCAGGGUUUUGCUUCACCUAUUAUAAAGAUAGGGACACCUGAGCAAGAUUCAGACCUGGGUCAGGGUUCAGACUUCAGACUUCCCUGGGAAGUUUGGGGCGAUGCCAUUGGAAAUCCUGUGUCAACCCGGCAUAAAGAUAGACGUUCCAAGAUAAAAUUUGUAUUGAGAUCUAGGUUUUCGGGCUCCUCCAGAAGCUUUGGGGAUAGUUGGAUUUGGGAUUUUUGCUUUGGGCUCAUUUCUAAUUUUGGGGGUUUUUUUUAAAAAGCAUUUAAAUGUUUUCAGGGUUUGGGGAGUGCAUUGGAGUUAAAAAGUUGCUGAAGAAAGUUUGCAUUUGUUUUUAGGACCUGUGUGCCAAGAACCGAUAUGCAUCGUAUUUCCUUAAGUCUUGUUAAGGGUGCAUUUUUGCCCAAAGGCUGCAAGAGAUGUAUUAAGAUAACAUUUAUUUUUUAAUUAAAAAUGAAAUAUAUACA